This is a messenger RNA of Cicer arietinum (chickpea), 1628 nucleotides long. RefSeq names its product histone-binding protein MSI1-like. Lineage: Eukaryota; Viridiplantae; Streptophyta; Magnoliopsida; Fabales; Fabaceae. The record is from RefSeq and is a predicted model, not a curated record. Gene Ontology annotation, molecular function: protein binding.
UGUGGGUUGAGGGUUGGGCUAGUACAGAUCUAGAUAACAAAAUUGGUGAGGUUUUUGUGUGCAUAUUAUAGUUUGUGAGAGAGAUUUGGUUAGGGUUUGAAAAUGAGUGACGACUCAAGUGAGAUAUUGAGUGGGGUCACAAGUGUUUGUGAUGGUAACUCAUUUUCAAAUUCAUUUCCAAAUACUUAUACUAGUGAUAGUAGUAGUGAUUCUGAGUCUGAUGAUGAAGUUCAAAUGAAUGUUGAAGCUCAAAGAGAAGAACUUAAUGUGGAGGAAAGGAUAAUGUUAGAGGAGUAUAAAAUUUGGAAGAAUAAUUGUCCUCAUCUUUACGAUUUAAUUUUAACUCACACACUUGAAUGGCCAUCCCUCACUGUUCAAUGGCUUCCGGAUUACCACCAACCAGAAGGCAAAGACUAUACCGUCCAGAGGUUCAUUUUGGGAACUCGCACCAAUGAAAACUACCCAAAUUAUCUCAUGUUGGCUGAGUUCCGACUUCCCCUCCCAGAUUCUGAAGAGGGCGAGGAGGACUGGGACUCAACCAAUCAACAAAACGGAGUGUUUGAGAGUUCUGAUGAUAAGAUUAGAAUUGUCAAAAUGAUCACCCAUAAAGAUGAGGUUAAUAUGGCUCGUUAUAUGCCUCAAAACCCUUCCAUCAUUGCAACUAAAACAGGUAGUGAGGAGGUUUUUGUGUUUGACACCGACAAACACCGCUCUAGGGCUUAUCAUUGUAACCCUGAUCUAAGGUUGUUUGGUCAUGAUAAUGAAGGGUUUUCUUUAUCUUGGAACAUAUUCAAACCUGGACAAUUGAUUAGUGGUGGUGAUGAUUCUUUAAUUUGUUUGUGGGAUAUUAAUGCCCCUCCCACAAACAAAACCCUAGAAGCCAAUAGAGUUUUCAAGGUUAAUAAUGAUUGUGUGGAAGAAGUAGCUUGGCAUAUGAAGAACGAAAAUUUGUUUGGUUCAGUUGGAGGUAAUAAUUUACAUAUAUGGGAUACUAGAUCAGCAUCAAGUAAUCAUCCAGCUGAAACAUGUAUUGCUCAUCCAAACACUGUUAACUGUUUAGCUUUCAAUCCAUUGAACGAAUGGACGGUGAUUACUGGUUCAUCAGAUACAAAUGUGAAACUAUGGGAUUUGAGAAAGAUAGGUUCUGGUUGUGUUCACACAUUUCAUUGCAACAGCGGUGAGGUUUUCAAUGUUGAAUGGAAUAAAAAGGAAGAGUAUAUUUUUGGUUCUGGUUGUCAUGGAAGAAGAGUGAUGGUUUGGGAUAUUGAUAGGAUUGGUCAAGAACAGACACCUAUGGAUGCUGAAGAUGGUCCUCCUGAAUUGCUUUUUGUUCAUGGUGGUCAUACAGGCUUAAUAUCUGACAUUUCUUGGAAUCCUUCUGAUGAAUGGCUUCUUGCUAGUGUUGCUGAUGAUAAUAUUAUUCAUAUUUGGAAUAUGUCUGAGGGUAUUUACAAAGAAUAUGAUGAUGAUUAUGAGUAAUAUGUUUGGUUGCAUGCUUUAAUGUAUGUUUUCAAUAAAUUAGUUUUCUAGGUUCAUGGGCUUUAUUUGAAUUUGGUCUUAUUGUUUUUAAAACAUUGUGGUUUAAAUUGUUGUUCUUUUGGUGUCAUUGGUUUCACUACCAUGUACUA